AUGGCGGAGCCGCCGCGGGCCAUGGAAGCAGAGGAUGGCAAUGGCAAUGGAGAGUGUUCCCCUGGAGCAGAGUCAUUGUCCCUGCAGGAGGAGAAGUUCGAGGGGUCUGCAGAAGUGGGAAAAGGUGAGAUGGAGCAGCCACUUGCAGGUGGAGGAGCCCCUUCCCUUCCCUCAGGAGCACCUGCAGCAGAGCCGGCCACAGGCACCAGGCCAGGGAGCAAAGGACGACCCAGUUCUCGCCAUGGAGAGCCAACCUUUGAGCUCCCCAGUGAUCAUGGCAACCAAAGCGGGGAAAAGGCAGCUGAGAAACAGGAGACAAGAAAAAGGAGGGGGAAAAGAGCAGGAGAAACAGAACUGCUCAUCUUGGAUCCAGAACAUCCUCUGAUGACAAGAUUCCAGGCUGCCCUGAAGAAUUACCUCACCAAGCAGAUAGAACAAGUGAACCUAGAGCUCCGUGAACUGAGGACAGCAAUGAAAACCAGCAAAGAGCAGAGAGAAGAGCUCGGGGUGAUCCUUUAUGGGGCCCAGCAGCAGCUGGGGCAGCUGGAGGUGGAGCUGGAGAAGAGCCACGAGCGCUGUUCCCAGGCGGCCGCAGCGCGGCAGCAGCUGGAGGCAGAACUGCAGGGCCUCAGGGGUGCUCACAAGGAAAUAUGUCACAACACGGAUGAUGAACGCAAGAAAGUUUCCGCAAUGCAGACCCAGAUUGAAAACCUGGCCUUGGAGCUCUUCUACGUGCAGAACAUGGACCAGGACAUGCAUCACAGGCUUUUGCUGAUGAAACAGUCAGCCAGGAGGGCUGAGGCAGAGAGGAUCCAGGCUGAGGUGGAAAAGAAAAAACAGGACCUUCUUCUGGACCAGUUAACAAGGAGAGUCCACCAGCUCCAGGAACAAAUUGCUCUGUUUGAAGCUCAGCUUGUGGCCCAGGCAGAGGACACAAAAGUGACCCGGCAGGCAGUCAGUGAGGCUGCUCUGGAGGUCCAGACUAUUAACAUGGAGAAAAAGAGGCUGAUGGACCACUGGAACAGCAGCUUGGCUGGAAUGAAGCAGAGGGACGAGGCCUAUGUUGUCACUCAGGAGCUGCUGAGCAACUACAGACGUGACCUCAAGUCCAUAGAAGGGGACAUCCAUGGCUGUGGGAAGUCCAUCAGGAAAGAGGAGGAGAAGAAUGAGAACCUUGUCAGCCUCCUGAACCGGUCCCAGAAUGAUGCCAGCGUGACAAGGAAACUGAUUGCCCAGUGCCUGCUGGAGCAGGAGGCCCUGCAGGUUCAGACUGGCACCUACACUCGUAUUCUCCAUGAGACAGAGCAGGCCCUCAGCAGGACCAAGAUGGACCAGGCUGCUCACCUGAAUGAGUUGCUGUCCAUCAGGAAGGGUAUAGAGAAAGGAACUUAUGACAAAGAGCAGCUAGAGAGUGAAAUCAUGGCAAAGCUUCAGGACCAGAUGAUAUCCAGCAAAGCUGCAAAGCACUUCUCCCAGCUGGCUGAAAAACUGCGGAACAGAAAAAGUGACCUGGAGCUGCAUUUUUACAAGGUUGAGAACGAUGUGGCCCAGAUUAUUCUGAACGCAACUAAUACCAGCUGCAGGCUGACAGUUCACCAAAAAACACUCUGUGAGGUGGACAAGGAAAUAAAAAACAUGAAUGAACUGAUCGCCUGCCAGGAAAAUGAGAUUGCAAAGUCCAGGCUCCAGGCUGACAAGAAGGGAGGGAUCAUCUGCCUGUACAACAAGAAGCUGGAGAUGCUUCUUGCUCAGCAGGGGGGGCAAGAACUGGGACCACUGGAAAUUGAGAUCAACCAGCUGAACAAGCAGCUGGAGGAAUGCAACUCGGAGGCGAUGACGUUGCAGAAGUACUGGCUCAAUGAGCAGAAGGAGCUGGUCAGGCUGACACGGGAGCGGGAGGAACAGAUCACCUCGCUGGACACGCUGCAGAAGAGGAUCAUCAUCAUGCAGCAGAGGAAACUGCGCGUUGAAAAUGAAAUUCUGCAGGAAAUAAAAGAACAGAAGGACGUGGAACGGCACAUGAAGAACAUGUCAAAUGACCUGAUAAAGUUGAACAUGUUGAUCAACAAGAACAAGAGCAGCGUUGAGGAGCUGAAAAAUGGCAAAAUUGUCACAGAGAACGAGUUUGUGCAGUCUCUCAAGGCAGCAGAAAGAGAAUCUGUGGAGAUGCAGGAGAGGCACAGCCAACUGACUGAGGAGAAGGAAAGGCUCCUGAACAGCCUGGUAGAAGCAGAGCAUCAGAUCCUGCUGUGGGAGAAGAAGAUGCAGCUGGCAAAAGAGAUGCGGGAAGCAACAGAUGCUCUGUUAGAACACGGCGAAAUCCAUGACAUGAAAACAGAGAUUCGGAGGAUGCAAGUGCGCCACGAGCAGCUGCAGAAGCAGCAGGAGACGUUGAUUCGGGCGAUGGAGGCGUGUGUUUCUCAGAGAGAGACAAUAACGAAUCGGGCAGAGGCUCAGAGCAAAUUAGAUAAGAAACACAGCACCAAGAGCGACUUCCAAAGCAGGAAACAGGAGCUGAAGAAGAGGAUCAGGGAAACCCAGGAGAACAUUUAUGAAUGCAACCAAACCAUGCAGGAACUGGAGGACAUCCAAGAGUCUCUCAGUGCCAGCUUUUCAGAAAAGAAGGAAGAAUUGUCCCAGCUCCAGGAUGAGACCAACAGCCUCAGCUUGGACAUGGAAAGUCUUCAGAACGAGAAACGAUGGAACCUGUUGGAACUUGUGGCACACCAGGCACACCAGAAGCAGCUGCAGGCACUGAGGCAAGGGAAGUACAAGGCCCUGUGCCACACUGAAGAGGCCUGCAUGAACCAGCAGGAGAAACUGCAGGAUCGACUGCAGACCAUUAACAGCAUCGUGCAGGAGAUCUGUGAGGAACAGCCCCGGCACCAAAGGGCUCUGCAGUGGCUCAGUCACUGCUUGCGAUCCAAGCUCAGGUUGGGGAAAGCCUGACAGAAA
Messenger RNA from Pseudopodoces humilis (Tibetan ground-tit), 2955 nucleotides. Lineage: Eukaryota; Metazoa; Chordata; Aves; Passeriformes; Paridae. The record is from RefSeq and is a predicted model, not a curated record.